CAUACGAAAACAGCGAUACGGAAUAUGAGGGGAUUAUGAAAAUCUGCAGGCAGUGACAUCAUAGUAGGAGCAUAUCAUGUGACAAAAUCACGUGACAAAAUCACGUGACAAAAUCACGUGACCAAGAGUAUAAAAAUUGUGCUGCAGAUUGAACUGCAUUCAAACCGUUCUGUAGUGACCCCCCAGCGAAGAAAUGAGUGCAACCAUGGAAGAACUCUUGGAAAUGGAAAGUCGAUUGUGGGACCAGACCGAUCGAUUGACUUCGCAAGAAGAAUACCUCGCAUGGGAAGAACGAUGCAACGAGUGCCUCGAGUCGCUGGAAGAACAUAGUCGAGCAAAACGCCCUCGAUUAUCGAUCGGUGUUCAACAAUCGUUGAUCGCUCGCAUCGCGCGUCUCGAUAGUCUAAAGUAUUCGUUGCGCAGACGUUUCGUGUACGAAGGUGCCGGCUAUUCAAGCACUGGACUCUUGUGGCGUGAAAUAAACAAACAACGCGUGUUGUUUUAAAUUCCCACUACAUCGAACCGCGUAACUUUCUUCAGGAUGCGAGAGACGUUGUGCUCGAGCAUAUACGGGGUGCAUUGGUGAAACAUAAGACACUAAAAGUGAAUACCGCGUUUAAUGGAGAGUUUGUAGCAGGUGAUAAACGCUCAAACAAGACUAUCAGCACGAAAAACUGUGAAAUCUUCGGCGCGAUCAAUCUCGAAGAGUGGUACGAGCAACGCGUCGUCGAACCCACCCUAGCAUCGCUGGAAGAAUUUCAAGAACGGGAUAGCGGAUGGGCGCUGUCGCGUAUACUCAAUUUAAUUGUUAACGUGAAUAAAUAUAUACCACAAUAAAUAUAUACCAGCAACGUAUGCUCGAACGACAAUGCAUGUUUCGCGUGGUCAGUGGUGGCUGCUCUGCAUCCAGCCGAAAGUCACGUAUAUCGUACAUCGGCAUAUCCUCAUUACUCAACAGUGUUGAAUAUCCAGGAUAUCGAAUUUCCAAUGACAUUGAACCAAAUUAAAAAGUUUGAACACGCUAACAGCAUCUCCAUCAACAUCUACAUCACUGAAGAAAAGAAGGUUCUACCGAUACGGCUCGCCACACGGAAGAUGGAGAGACAUGUCAAUUUGCUGUAUUUAGAAGGAGCAAACGGCGUGGGGCAUUUCGCGUGGAUCAAAAACUUAUCGCGCCUCGUGAGCUCACAAUUGAGUAAAAAUAAUCAUCGAAAAUACUUUUGCGAUAGAUGCUUGCACUACUUUAGUUCCAGUGAGAAGCUGGACGCUCACACCGUAGAUUGCGAGAAGAUGAAUGAUUGCGCAAUCGUAUUACCAGAUAAUGACAGCAAGUGGCUCAGCUUCAACAACUACAUCCGGAAAGAGCGACUUCCAUUUGUGGUGUACGCCGACCUCGAGUGCAUUCUAGAGAAAACUGAUGGAGGAGCGCGAAAAUACACGUAUCAGCAUCAUAAAGUAUUUAGUAUUGCAUAUUAUGUCCAAUGCGCGUACGAUUCGUCCUUGUCGGUAUACCGAUGUCGUCGUGAUGCGAAUUGUGUUUCCUGGUUCGUCGAAGAAUUAAAGAAUUUGGCACACUUUGUUAAAUCAAUUUUAUCAAAUAACAUACAAAUGGAUGAUUUAACGAGCGAACAGCAGGAGACAUUUCGCAACACGACGCAUUAUCACAUUUGCGAAAAACCGUUGGGAGAAAACGAUACGAGGGUGCGCGAUCAUUGCCAUCUAACCGGUCGGUACAGAGGUCCCGCGCAUUCCAAUUGUAGUCUAAAUUAUAAAAACUCUUUUUGCAUUCCCAUAGUUUUUCAUAAUUUGUCCUCUCUCGUUUCGUUAUGGCAAAUUGUCGUCGAUCGGAGUUCGGCACG
Hylaeus volcanicus is the source of this 1859-nucleotide messenger RNA. RefSeq lists its product as uncharacterized. The record is from RefSeq and is a predicted model, not a curated record. The annotation marks the transcript as partial. Lineage: Eukaryota; Metazoa; Arthropoda; Insecta; Hymenoptera; Colletidae. The transcript is spliced from 2 exons.